This is a messenger RNA of Bradysia coprophila, 2996 nucleotides long. RefSeq lists its product as uncharacterized. The record is from RefSeq and is a predicted model, not a curated record. NCBI's taxonomy places the organism in Eukaryota, Metazoa, Arthropoda, Insecta, Diptera, Sciaridae. Gene Ontology annotation, molecular function: galactoside binding; carbohydrate binding.
CGGUUGAUUGUGUGCGUGUGUACACACUGCAUGUGUUGACACAAACUCUUCGGUAUUCGAAAUAUAAAUAAAAAUAUUGUCAAAACGUAGACUCAUGUGUGCAGCAGUAAGUAGUCUUAUGCAAGCAUUCAAUGUUCACGGUCGUGCGGACACAAUAAGAAAUUUUAAAGGAAUUUUUGACUGAGUGAGACACGGGCUCGAAAAACGUUUUUCUGUUUAUUUCUGUUCCGUUUCGCGUGUGUAAACAAAAGUGUUGUCGGUAUCGACAUUAAUUGUAAAUUGUCUAUCGGUAUUUUGGCUGUGAUGUCGGGUCAAUCGAAAUGAACAUCACCGCCGCGUUCCAAUAAAAAAGCAUUCCAAUCUAAUAAAAUCAAAAAAAAAAUCGGUUUCAUCUAGUUCGCACGCAAUUCGGUAUUAAUAGAAUAAUGAGUCAGAAGCCGUUUAUUGCUCUGUUUCCGAAGCCACCUGAAUUCAACGAUGAAGUGGUCAUUAAGGGAAAAAUUAAGGACAAUGCAUCGGUAUUUUCCGUAAAUUUCUGUUUGGACUGCUGUCCGAAACCGUCCUAUGUUGCGUACCAUUUCAAGACUGUGUUCGAUAGCAACAGUGUUGUCCACAACUUUAAAUCGGGAACAUGGCAGGAUGAAAUUCACGAAGAAAAUACAUGGAUCGAUGGUCCGGGCCAAUCGUUCGUACUAACAUUUCUGUUCACCGAUUCCGACAUAACUGUGUACACCGAGGACCAAGGACGAUGCUACCAAUACGCAUUCACACACAAAUUCGAUAUCAACGACAUUCGAUCGGUGCAAAUCUGGGACGACUACGAAUAUGUCAGCGAAAUCAUUUUUCGAAUGAAGAAUAAUUGACGGCCGCAUUAAGACGCGGAUGUUAGUUUUAUGAUCAUUUUUUGUUUGAAAUACCAAGUGGACCUUAUACGCGCGCUUAGGGUGGCUCGAAAUUUUGGUAUCACAUCACUGUUCGGACAACAUCCGAAUGUCUUUUUAUUUUGUUUUUUGAUGCUUGUUGUGAUUGCGGUUCACUCAUUUAAAGGGACAAUAAAAUCAUCGCACGACUCAAUCUCUUGUCGGAAACAAAACUGGCACCUUCAAUACUGAGGUCAUUCCUAACCCUCUGGUCUCGCUACGGUUCAGCCAGGAUUUUUUUUUUUGCACUCAAAUGAUUCCGAAUUUACCGAUUCUCAUGAGACAAGAGACUGUAUGCCAUCAAAUCGAUGCCAUUAAACCAGUCGAUUAGUCCCAUUUACAUUAUGGAAAUCAUAACCUAGACUAGACAGCAGACCAGUCUAACAUUCUUAAAUUUUAUGAUACCGAACCGAAAACCGAUAUCAAAAUCCGGUUUUUGUAUUUAAAUACGGAAUACCCGAUUCAGGGAACCGGUUCCGCACUGCAUUUCCUAUAAUAAAUUAUUGCGCGAUGUUGACGCUAUUGAAAUGCAAAAAUGUGCAACGACAACAUAGCAAAUAGUUAUUUACAAUACGGGACGGCAUGUGUUCUCACUGUUGUAGCUGGCCAAGGACCACGUUUAUUAAACAAAUGCGAACACUCCCUUCUUCGACACACCCAUAAUUCAACAAGCUUAUAGACGCCUAGAGUCCGCUUUCACAACUAACAACGACGUGAAAACUGCAUUUUCGCUCUUAAUGCAUGCAAAUAACUUAUUAUGUACACUAAGUGUCGUCGUCAGGCAUGUUUGAUAGUUUGCUCGGCGAUUUAAUGAUAUUCACAGAUUUUGUGUGCACUCACGAAGUUGAACGACGCUCGAGUUUGAAUAGAAAUAUAUUUUGUUUGAUCAGCAACACUAAUGCAUUGCGAUGCAGUUAAGUCAGGGACAAGCUGCUGUGUAGACUCGGAACGAAGUAUUAACCACCCGUGGCGGUAAUGUUGAAAAAUGAGUUGAUCGUGUCGAGUGAUAGAGUGUGAUUCGGAUGGAUUGUUUUGAUCAAAAUUGUUCGAAUUACAAGUGCAAAUGGCUCACAGUCAAGAUCAAUUUCAUUGCAAAGUGUACGAAACAAAUUGCAAUGCAUUUAGUAUUCAAUCGUGUGUAGUCAUUGGUCAAGUGGCAUUUAUUUGUUGUCACGCGUUUAUUACAUAGCGCAUGGCGGAAUCUGUCCUCCAAUUUGGACUUAUCCUUUUUGAAGAGACAAUGAAAAUUAGUGAUCAGGGCCUAAUAUAAGCGGAAAGUUUCACUAAAUUUCGCUAACUUUAGUGAAAAUUAACGAAAUUUUGGUGAAAUUUGCUGAAACUUUUCGCUAAUAUUUGAUUGUGUUAGUGAUGGUGAUUAGGGGCCGUUCAUAAAUUACGUAACUCAAGAAGGGGGUUCAAGGAUCGCGUGACAGUCACAAUUUUUUUUUGUAAAAUUUAAGAUGAAAAAUCGAUUCAGUUGACCAAUGGCUUGAAUCGUCUAAGUGUCAAUUAUGCUACAAAUCGCCCGUGUGAAAAUAAUGUCAAAUCUGUGUGUGAUCGUGAUGUGCAGAGUAGUGUAUGUGACGAUGAUAAAGGAAUCCCGCGAGAUAUCAAGGUGGCUCAUUAACCAUUUCUGGUAUGUUGUUGAAAGAGCUAUGGACAAGGUUGAUAAAGAAUGACGCCAUUCAGAUGUGCGCCAUCUAGCAAGUUAGUUCCAAUAUUAAAGAGACAGACGUAGGGGUAAUCUGGCAAACCAUACAAAUUGAUGGUAUGCCAGAUUCACCUCUAAGGGGCGAAUCUGGCACAGUCAUGACUUCUCGUUACAUGUAGUAAAAGGGCGCAUACUAUGAUCGCGUGUGCCAGAUUCCCCGAUGCCAUGCGACAGUAGAGAGAUGCUAAUAUGACGACUGUUUAUGCCUGAUCUGGAUUUUUUGUGUGAUUGGUUUUCGUACAAGUUCUUUUGUAGUAGUGCCAUAAUGUCGCGGAACUGUCAACUUCUGGGACACUUGGUAUUUUUAUUAGAAAAAUCUAACUUGACAAAAAUACAAACUUUUCGUCAAGUUAGAAUUUCUUGUA